Condylura cristata (star-nosed mole) is the source of this 951-nucleotide messenger RNA. RefSeq names its product olfactory receptor 1J4-like. The transcript has a single exon. Gene Ontology annotation, molecular function: olfactory receptor activity; G protein-coupled receptor activity. The coding region runs from base 1 to 951 and encodes 316 amino acids. The record is from RefSeq and is a predicted model, not a curated record. Gene Ontology annotation, cellular component: membrane. Lineage: Eukaryota; Metazoa; Chordata; Mammalia; Eulipotyphla; Talpidae. Gene Ontology annotation, biological process: G protein-coupled receptor signaling pathway.
AUGAGGCGGGACAACCAGACUAGCAUAUCCGAGUUCCUCCUCCUGGGGCUCCCCAUCCGUCCAGAGCAGCGGGGGGUCUUCUUCAUCCUGUUCCUGGGCAUGUACCUGACCACCGUGCUGGGGAACCUGCUCAUCAUCCUGCUCAUCAGGCUGGACUCGCGCCUCCACACCCCCAUGUACUUCUUCCUCAGCCACUUGGCUUUCGCUGAUGUCUCCUCAUCUGUCACUGUCCCGAAGAUGCUGACGAACAUGCAGACCGAUCACAAGUCCAUUCCCUAUGCAGGCUGCUUAGUACAGAUGUAUUUUUUCAUAGUGUGCGUUUGUCUUGACAGUCUCCUUCUGGCAGUGAUGGCCUAUGACAGGUACGUGGCCAUCUGUCAGCCCCUGCACUACACCACCAUCAUGAGGCCGGAGCUGUGUGUCUCCUUAGUCGCUGGGUCCUGGUUCUUCUGCUUUGUCCACUCUCUAUUGCACACCCUGCUCCUGACCCGCCUGUCCUUCUGUGCUGACAAUACCAUCCCCCACUUCUUCUGUGACCUCACUACUCUCCUGAGGAUGAGCUGCUCGGACGUCUCCCUCAAUGAGUGGGUCGUCCUCAUUGAGGGGGGACUGCUUGUCAUUAUAUCGUUGGGUGGCAUCUUGGGCUCCUACAUCCGGAUUUGGACCACUGUCCUGAGAGACCCCUCUGCUAAGAAAUUCCUCAAAGUCCUGUCUACCUGUGGUUCCCACCUCCUUGUGGUGGCUUUAUACUAUGGGACUGCUACAGAAGUUUACUUUUUCUCCUCAUCAUCCACAUCCAGUGAUAAAAACAUAAUUGCCUCUGUGAUGUAUAUGGUUGUCACCCCCAUGCUGAACCCCUUCAUCUACAGUCUGAGAAACAGAGACAUGAAACGCGCCCUGGAAACUGUUGUUAAUCGUGCUAAAUUCCUUAUGUCAAAAAACCCUAUGUGA